GUGCCUGUGCCCUCAUAACAAGUCAACAAUGUUUUGGUGGCUGUUAAUAAUAGUAUUAUCUUUGGCUUACGCGUUGAAUAAGUUCAUUUUUGGCUACUGGGACAGAUUAAAAGUACCGGGACCCACCCCCAGCUUCUUUAUUGGAAAUCUGGGACCUUUUCUUUUUGGAAAGAGGACCAUUCAUCAGUUUUUUAAUGAUAUAUACAAGGAUUGGCCUGGUUAUCCAUUCGUUGGCAUCUACAAAUCAGGGACGCCAGCUUUGCUAGUCAGAGAUCCAGAUUUGCUGAAGGCGAUCACAGUGAGAAACUUCAAGAGCUUCUAUGAUAAUGAUGUGUAUCUUGACAAGAAGAACGACCCGAUUCUGGGUAGGAACCCGUUCUUUCUAAGAGGUGAAGAGUGGAAGCAAACCAGAGGAUUGUUGACCCCUUGUUUUACAUCCGGAAAGAUGAAGACGUUGUUUCCAUUGAUAGAUAAUGUAAGCAGAAAACUGGUGAACUACAUCAACAAACAAAUCGAUGCAAACAACCCGACUUUGGAACUAAAGGAUGUGUGCACCAAAACCACUCUGGAAAACGUUGCAAUAUCUGCUUUUGGACUAGAGGCGAAAUGCUUCGAGAAUCCAGAAUCCGAAUUUAAACAACUGGCCGACAAAUUCCUGACACCCGGAGGCGUUCAAUCGUAUAAGAUGAUGUUGAUAUUCAUAAUGCCCUGGCUAUCCAAGAUCUUGUCCCUUAAAUUGGUCACCAACGAAAUUGAGACCCGCCUGGUGUCCCUUCUGGAAGAAACAGUGGAGUACAGAGAAAAGAACAACGUCCAAAGGAACGACUACCUCAACACUCUGAUGCAAUUGAGGCAGAACAACCCCAAUUUUACCAUGAUAGACGUGGUCGCCAACGCUGCGACGUUUUUCGGUGACGGCUACGAAACCAGUUCCAUAGUUAUGAGUUUCGCCCUUUUCGAACUGGCACUGAAUCAGGACGUGCAAGACAAACUCAGGGACGAAAUCGUAACCAAAAUCGAGGAGAACAACGGAGAGCUGACCUACGAGUUGGUCGCGGAGAUGGAGUAUUUGGAUGCCUGUCUAAGUGAGUCGAUGAGGACGUACCCAAUUAUUACGGUGCUCAGCAAAGUGUGCACGGAGAAGUUCACCUACCAGACCACCAACACCAAGGACUUUAAGCCUCUGUCGGUUACCAUUGAGCCGGGAACGGGCAUUUUGCUACCUUGGGGUUCGUUUUUCAAGGACGAAAAUUACUUUCCGGAUAGUGAUAAGUAUAUUCCGGAGAGGUUCCUCAAGGAAAACAAUUCCUUGUCGGAUGUUGCGAGGGGGCUUUUUAAACCUUUUGGUGAUGGGCCUAGGGCUUGUUUAGGACAAAGAUUUGGACAGCUGCAGAUUAAAGUGGCCAUGAUUCAUAUUCUAAAGAAUUUUAGGGUUAAUUUUAAUAAAAAGACUAAAAUGCCUCUGACGUUUGACCCAAUUUAUAUCAUGUUGGCCCCCGUUGGAGGACUUUGGGUCGACUUUGAGAAACUUUAAGUUGUGUACAUUUAAUAUAUUAUAUCAAAUA
Molecule: messenger RNA, 1565 nt
Organism: Aethina tumida (small hive beetle)
Lineage: Eukaryota; Metazoa; Arthropoda; Insecta; Coleoptera; Nitidulidae
Product: cytochrome P450 6j1-like
Exons: 6
Coding region: 29-1534 (501 amino acids)
Molecular function (GO): oxidoreductase activity, acting on paired donors, with incorporation or reduction of molecular oxygen; iron ion binding; monooxygenase activity
Source: RefSeq, a predicted model, not a curated record